AUGAUCGAAGUAAAGGCUGACUUUGCCUUACUCGACAGCGUUUGCCAGAAGUCCGAGGACUAUGACUUUUGCAUGUCAAGUUUUAGAGGGGACCCACGUACUUGUGCAGCUGAUCGAAAUGGUCUUGUCCUCAUCUCUAUUGCUAUAAAUAUUGAUUUAGUAGAAGCUACCAUUGAUCGAAUCCCACAUAUUCUUAAAUCGCUCACUGAUCCACUGGAUAAGAAACGAAUUCAUAAUUGCCUAACCGAUUUUAAUGAUGCAAAUGUAAAAUUGAGAGGUGCAUAUACGGCUUCAAGUGCAAGGUCUUAUUGGAAAGUGAUAGCUUUUAUUAGGGAUGUAGCUAGCAAAGCUAUAGAUUGUGAUGGUGAAUACAAAAAGAGCCCCCCUAUACGUCAAUCAUCGAUAUCAGACGAGACUUUUAAAGUUACUAAGCUAACUGAUAUUACUUUCGCUGUAAUUGAUUCUUUCAUUUCAACAUAA
This is a messenger RNA of Quercus lobata, 480 nucleotides long. RefSeq names its product cell wall / vacuolar inhibitor of fructosidase 2-like. Bases 1 to 480 code for a protein of 159 amino acids. The record is from RefSeq and is a predicted model, not a curated record. Lineage: Eukaryota; Viridiplantae; Streptophyta; Magnoliopsida; Fagales; Fagaceae. The transcript has a single exon. Gene Ontology annotation, biological process: negative regulation of catalytic activity. Gene Ontology annotation, molecular function: pectinesterase inhibitor activity.